Messenger RNA from Erigeron canadensis, 1247 nucleotides. Its product is annotated as peroxisome biogenesis protein 19-2-like. The record is from RefSeq and is a predicted model, not a curated record. Bases 468 to 1037 code for a protein of 189 amino acids. Gene Ontology annotation, cellular component: peroxisome. Gene Ontology annotation, molecular function: oxidoreductase activity. NCBI's taxonomy places the organism in Eukaryota, Viridiplantae, Streptophyta, Magnoliopsida, Asterales, Asteraceae. The transcript has 5 exons.
GAAAAAGUCCAGCUAGCACAAAUGAAGUGACACAUGAUUGUGAUAGCACUUUAAUAAACCGCUCACCGUUUACCCACAUAGGAGGACUUGGUAGCUUAGAUAACUUUGAAUAUUAUGUGACAAUCAUCCGGUGGCUGGAGUGCCAUGGUUAUGUUAAGCAAGAGUUUAGAUUAAAAAUGCUUACUUGGUUUAGUUUGAGAUCAAAAGUUCAAAGUGGAACACAUUCAUUCAAGCCAUGAUCGACGAUCCGUGUAUCUUUCCUGGCCAGUUGCUUGACUCUUUUCCUGAUCAAGUGCCUUAUAAUUGAAUUCUGUAGUAAGCUGUGACAUUAAAUGUGGGAGGAUACACUGAAAAAAUUGUUAUCAACAUGAUAGACCAAAUGAUAGACAUGGAUGCCACUUGAGGAAAGGCUAAUCGUGAGAUGACGACUUCGAUCAUUUUUGAGACUUUGAAUACCCCUGCUAUGUAUGUCACCAUUCAGGUGCCAAUGGGUGUAUAACUGGUUCCGACCGCAUACACUUAUUGAUGUGAGGAAGAUACAUUUGACCACUACUAUUCUGGGUGUCAAGAUUUCAAUGCCUAUCAUGGUUGCACCUACAAGUAUGCAGAAAAUGGCUCAUCUUCAUGGUAACCUGGAUCCUGUUCGUGUUUCAAAAGCAUUGAUUAUUAAAUAUUCACUCUUAGGUCACGGUGGCCUCCUUCGUCUAUGGGAGAAAGAUUACAAAAGGGAUGGUGGGGAGAACAAAGCAGAGGCUUCUUCAUUGACCACUGGAGGUCAAGGAUUGGGAUUGGGGUUAGGGUCGGGCUUGCCUGAUUUGAAAACUAAGAACAAAGGAAAGCAAAAGGUUGCACCUAAAGAAUCACAUGCUUCAGAGACACUAAAUAACUUGAGAGAGCGGACCAUGGAGACCGUUAAGGGUUUGGAAUCUAUAGCGGGUUUGAAACCAGGUGGUGUUGAUGGAUUGGGUGACGAUAAAAUGGAGGAUUUGGUCAAGCACUUCGAACUGGCUAUACUUUUAAUGGCGUUCUUUGAUUGAUAUAAGAUAAUAAUGCCUUCGUGAUUUAACUAUUAUUUCUUCUCACAUUCUCCGUCUCCAUAUUGUUGCCAAUCAGCCACUCUUACUAAAAAUGGGAGCCCUAAAAAUGACCCUAUUAUUGUUUGUUUGUUGCGAAAGACAUCAUUUCAAGUGAGGUUAUCCAAUACAUAAUAGUUAUUCAUGUACUCCUAAUAAAUAAGAUCGCAAACU